AUGGAAGAAACGAAAGGGUUUGUUUAUCAAACUCCAUACAAAAGUGAUGAGGGACACUUAAUCACAGUGCUUAGUAUUGAUGGUGGUGGCAUUCGGGGAAUCAUUCCAGGAGUAAUACUGGCUUUCCUAGAAGCAGAGCUUCAGAAGCUGGACGGUGAUCAUGUAAGGCUAGCAGACUACUUUAAUGUGAUUGCAGGAACAAGCACUGGGGGAUUAAUUACUGCAAUGCUUACUGCUCCGAAUCAAAAUAACCGACCUUUGUAUGCAGCCAAAGAUAUUAAGGAUUUCUACCUUCAGCAUGGCCCAAAAAUCUUCCCCCAGAUUAAUUCGGCAGAGCUCUGGUUGGACCACAGUACGACGGCAACUAUUUACACAAGCUCCUCAGGGGAAACAAAACUUCAACAAACAUUAACCAAUGUCGUUAUCCCAGCAUUUGAUAUCAAACAUCUUCAACCCACCAUUUUUUCCAGCUUCCAGUUGAAGAAGAGGCCAGAUUUGAAUGGUUUGUUGUCGGAUAUAUGCAUUUCAACUUCAGCAGCUCCAACCUAUCUUCCAGCUCAUUCCUUUGAAACCAAAACCCACCAUGGCAAUGUCAUGGGCAAGUUUGACCUAAUAGACGGUGGUGUCGCAGCAAAUAAUCCGGCACUGGUGGCCAUGGCAGAAGUGACAAACCAAAUUUCCCUUGAAGGGCCAUGUGCUAGCUUGAAUGUGAAACCGAUGGAAUAUGAUAGUUUUUUGGUGAUAUCAUUGGGAACAGGUUCUCAGAAACAGGAAAAGAAAUACAGUGCCGCUGAGGCAGCUCAAUGGGGCAUCUUCAGUUGGCUUUCCACAGCCAAUGGUGGCACCCCUCUGAUCGAUGCCUUCACUCAAGCCAGUUCUGACAUGGUUGAUUUCCACAUCUCCUCCGUAUUCCAAGCACUCCGUUCCGAACACAACUAUCUCAGAAUCCAGGACGAUACUUUAACUGGGGACUUAUCUUCGGUUGACGUGGCCACGGAGAAGAAUUUGAAUGGUCUCGUCCAAGUUGGGGAAUCAUUGUUAAAGAAACCAGUUUCAAAGAUUAACUUGAGGACUGGUGUUCAUGAACCUGUUGACUCUCAUGAAACAAAUGCAGAUGCCUUGAAAAGGUUUGCAGAGCGACUGUCCAAACAGAGGAGAUAUCGUAAAUCUCAAAUGUAUGCGAAUAAUGGAAAUCUUUAA
This is a messenger RNA of Sphenostylis stenocarpa, 1200 nucleotides long. The record is from the annotation of a GenBank genome assembly. Lineage: Eukaryota; Viridiplantae; Streptophyta; Magnoliopsida; Fabales; Fabaceae.